Messenger RNA from Lycium barbarum (goji berry), 1371 nucleotides. RefSeq lists its product as uncharacterized. NCBI's taxonomy places the organism in Eukaryota, Viridiplantae, Streptophyta, Magnoliopsida, Solanales, Solanaceae. Bases 1 to 1371 code for a protein of 456 amino acids. The transcript is spliced from 6 exons. The record is from RefSeq and is a predicted model, not a curated record.
AUGAAGCGAAAACGCAAGAAUUCAGCACAAGCAAUGUUAGAAAGCCUACGAGGACAUCAAACUGACAACUAUGGUACAACUUCCCAAGAUUUGCAGCAACAACUUAGUGGGGAUCAACUGGAUGACCAACUUGAGAAUGAGAACAUAACAACUCCUACAUUCGGUAAUGACAACUUAAAUUCUUCCUCGAGCUCUAAUGAAGCUAACUCACAACAAAAAGAGGAGCCCUUACUUGUUGAGAUUAAAGAUACUUUGACUGGAGAAGUUACAACUCAAAAGAUGCAAGCAGAUCGAGUUUGGAACUUGGAAAAAAAUAAAAAAAUUGUGGUGGAACUCAACGGGGAUGGACAAGGAAGUAAUAAUGGUUCAAACUUGCUUGUGAGAUUUCUUGGCAAACUUUCUCAAAAGUCAAUAAUUUGUCCCAUAUCAAUUGAGAGAUGGGAUAGGAUGCCCGAGGCGAAAAAUCGCCUACAAUGGCAGUUAGUUGAGGAGAAUUUCGAGUUUGACUAUGCUAUUGGAAUCAAAUGGGUGAUGCGUACUUUACGCGAUAGAUGGAGGUCCUAUAAAUAUGCGUUAAGAAAUCAAACCUUCUACCCUAGCAAAAGUAAGGAACAAAUACUUGCUAAUCCUCCUCCAAACGUGGAUUCUAUUGAUUGGACUGCUUUUGUGCAUCACUAUAAAGAAGACAAGAUGAAGACACAAAGUGAACAAAAUGCAAGAAAUCGAAGUAAACUUAAAGUCCCCCAUGCCGGUGGUAGCAAAAGCAAUGCAAGGAGAGGUCGUCAAAUGGAGAAAAAAUAUGGAAGGCCUGUGUGCCGAAGUGAGGUUGUUUUGUCAACUUUACUGAAGAAGAAUGGAAAUUAUGUGAAUGAGGAAGGGAAGAUUAUAGCUGUAAGUUCCAAACACUUGUCUACUUUCAUAUUUCAGUUACGAUGUCGGUUUCCUAGUGAUAAAAUAUCAGAGCAUCUAUCUCAAGAUCAAGAACAUGCUGCCACUUUAGGUGUUCCAUUGAAGAUAUUGGCUCAUCCUAAUGACGCUAUUGGAAAAGUAUAUGGAGUUGAACAUUCUGGUCGUGUGCGUGGUUUAGGUGGUAAUGUUUGCCCCUCGACUACUUUUGGAAUGCCUAAACAUUCAGUUAGUUAUGCGAAUCUUGGUGGUUCUAGUAAUACGUCUCAUCAACGUGUUGAAGACCUAGAGAAGCAUGUCGAAACCUUGGAAGAGAAGCUGACUGGAUAUGAAGAGACCAAGGAACAAUUUGUGGAGACCAAGGAACGGCUUGCGCAAAAUGAGAAUCACUUGGCAACUCUUCAUAGGUUUUUACAAGCUAAAUUUGGUAGUGAGUUGCCUAGUUUCUCCUUAGAUUCUUCUUAG